UGAAAAUCACAUGUAUAGUAACAGAUAAUGCCUCAAAUAUGGUAAAAACUUGUGAAAUUUUAGAGAAAAGACACCUUCCCUGCUAUGCACACAUCAUUAAUUUAGUUUUGAAUGACAGUGUGUCAUUGGAUCCAGUAAAAACUAUUUUAAAUAGGUGUAAGCAAAUUGUCUGCUUUGUUAAGGACGCAGUAAUGUUGCCACCGAUAUUUUUAAAAGGGAACAGAACACUGAUACUCCAUUGAAACUGAUUCAAGAAGUGGAAAUAAGAUGGAAUAGUGCUUAUGAAAUGAGAAAGAGAAUUUUAAAAACUAGUGAAGCUUUUAAUACAUUACUACUUAAAAUAAAGAAGCUCCACCCCUUUAAGCAUAGAAGAAAUAACUGUUUUAACAGAUAUGGAAACAUUACUGGCCCCAUUUGAUGAAGCAACUGUAAAGGUAUCAGGCUCAAACUAUGUCACCAUAUCAUUAAUUAUUCCUUUAACCUUUGGCAUCAAUAGUACUUUAAAAAACUUAAGUGAAGAUAUCCUACCAGAAGAAGGAAAGCAGAUGUGUCAAAAAUUGUUAAAUUCAUUAGAAUAGGAAUAGGAAAAGAGGACUGUGGCUCAAAUGGGUACUCUAAUUGAUUCAAGAUUUAAACAGGAGGGUUUUCGAAGUAUAAAUAAUGCAAAAGUAGUUGGACAAUUUUCGGAGCAAGAAAUGGUAAGCAUUUUAAAUAGAGGAGAAAAUAAAGAAACAAACGAAGAUCAAGAUAGAAAAAACAGUUCGAUGAGUAGUUUAAAUAAAGGUAGUAAUGGCGGUAAUAGUAACAAGUCAUCAUCAUCAUCAUCAUCAUCAUCAUCAUCAUUAUUUUCUUUUAUGAAUGAAAGAACAAGUCAUAAACGAAGGUCAAAGAAAGUAGUUGCCAUAAUAAUAAAGAGGCAAUAUCUAGAGAGACAAAAUUUAAAUUAAGGAAGUGACCCUCUACUUUUUUGGAAGGUGAGUUAAGCUAAAAGUAUUAUCAUGUUCAUAAUCUGUAGAGUUUUGUAUUGUUUCAUUGCCUACAAAAGUGUGG
This is a messenger RNA of Psylliodes chrysocephalus, 1050 nucleotides long. The record is from the annotation of a GenBank genome assembly. NCBI's taxonomy places the organism in Eukaryota, Metazoa, Arthropoda, Insecta, Coleoptera, Chrysomelidae.